CAUCUAGAAGUGCAUUUUUUCCCCCAGGAAGAUGAUCGAUCAGCCUUCCGAUGACACGGCUUGUUUCCUGUCAAGCAAAGAGCUUUUCAUCACAGUGGAGUGAUCGUAGCUGGAAGUAUUUUCGUGGUGGUCACAUCAACAUCAUGGACAUGGAAAAAUUGGUAGACAACAUGUCAUAUAGAAUAGGAAUACAACCUACAGCAACAACUUAAGUAUUUGGAGAUGUAAGUAAUAUGUUGACCGGCCAGCACAACUGCCUCUACCACGUCGGAAAACCACCGCCCAGAACGACCAGGAGGCCAUGGCGUGGACUGCCACUAGUACGCUCGAGCGUCUUCCACUCUUGCAACGUCUCAUCUGCUCCAACGAGAAGGAACUGCAGUUAUACGAUGCCGUGGCGCCUGGAGGUUCAAAGACACAUCGAAAGGGCGUUCCAUCAACUGGGCCAGAGAAGGGAAAUUACUCUACGAAGAAGAAUCGGAAAGCGAACUUGAAAUGGAGAAGGCUGCCUGCCCCAGAUGUUGCAGGUGUUCCUAGUCGUGCAGGCCAGGAUAGUAAUGGAAAUGUUGCCGAAGAAGCGUCGAGUAGUCUUUCAAUUUUUCUAAACGGUGACCAUAACACUCCUGGUGUUCUUCGAGGAAAUGAAGCUGCUCCACACCAGAUUGGUCUGAAUGAUACGAUCGAGACCACAAGCCCCUCCGGAAAAAGUGACAUCCUAGAGCGCCUACAACUGGUGCAAGCCAAAGGAACGGCGCUGGGGACCUCUCAGCCGUUGCAAGCACAUCGUAUUUUGAAAGGACUGGUACCUGUAAGGGAGACUGUUAUCCCCACACAGUCGUUACUCGACGACUACAGCACGAAGGCAGCGCGCGCUUCUCUCGCGACUCUUGUCGCUGCGCCAGAAGCCGAUCCACCUAUCCUUCUCCAAACUCGCAACGAUGUCGUCUGGUCGAAGGACCGGUGGCGCGACUUUCUCAGCUUGUCCAGGCGGUUCGAAGAGGGGGACCAUUUCCUUAGAAAUGGAGAAACGGGCACUAUGAUCGCUGAGCAGGGCAGAGGACCGGAUGCAAGUAGAUUCAUCAGCGGAACAAGAACGAGGUCUGUCAACGGUGUGUUGGAUCGCUCGGCAAAUAACCGUUCUUCAACGCUCGAAAAUUACCUUUCAUCUCCUUCGCGACGUGCGUCAGGGCGGCGCUCGACUCGACAAGAUGCGUCCCGAAGAAGUGCACUGAGUGCUAUCGUGCCCGGUCGUGCGAGUGUCCUCGCUCGUGCGUCGGCCAAUUGUGGAAUCUUCUCUGCACUAGAAGACGAAGGAUUGCCCAAUUUACUUGAAGAGAUAGAUCAAAAUGAUGGCCUAGAACUGGGUACUGAUAGGGGAGGUGGUUCCCUUGGCAACAACAAGCGUGACGAUGCUUCUCCGCGAAUGACUAGUCGAAGUCUCCACCAGGCAUAUUUAGGGGGGCAGCACCUGCUCCCGCAACGGCCCGACGCGAUAAGGAGCGGGAAAGCAACGUAUCGCAAUGUCAGUUUCGCACGCUCUCCCGCAAAACAGGUGUCCUGGCUGUGUUUUCCUUCCGGCGAUGUCGAUAUGACCAAUGAGUUUGCGUAUUCCUAUGCGGUGGAGAAGGUGUCCGUCUUCAAGAACUCAUCCCAUGAUCAGGAGACCAGUCCUGCAUCACCAAGUAGACCGCCACUGCCUUUGAAAAGCCAUGAUAUGAAAAUGCUAGUCGAUGAUCCCCAUUCAUCGUCGAGAGGAUUUUACAACUCAGAUUUGAUUCCUGAGGGUGAGGACAAAUCGAAAUCACUACCAGCUAUCGUUACGAAUAACGACAGCCAGAUUUUGACUAGUAGUACACAGCUUGCUGCAAAUGCAAAUCCAACUAGUAGUAUAAUUCCUCCUGCCUCGCUGGUGAGUCCUGCUAUUUCAUCAUCGGUAGGGUCCCACUUGAGACCUGGCGAGUACCAAGGAAAACCUAUGAAGAAGGUGAAAAGCGCAGUUCGUUUUGGGUCAGUUGAACAGCAGAAUUACGAUACUAGUCGCGUGCAAGAAGCACAAUCAGGUGCAAAAAAAGGCUCUGUUGUAGAGAGAAUAGGCGUGACGCGUUCUCACGAUACUAACGGAGAAGAGUGGGAAUCCGAAGCGAAGAGAACAUCGUUUUCAGCACUAUUGCGGCCUUCUGUCUAUUCGACGACAAGUAAGAUCCUCUGCGUUAAUGGCCGCACAUCUCUCGCUCUUGGACUCAACGACAAUGUCGGACUGCUCUUAGGUGCGGUUGUAGGAGCGGAAGGCCAGGCGACCAAGCCCUGGAUAGAACAACAAAACGACGAGGCACUGGUGAAAAAGCCAGAGUUCUCAGAAUUUACAAAGGAGCCGGAUUAUUGUUAUAGAAAAGAUAGCACUACAGGCACAGGAGCAUUAGUGAUGUCGGGUAAGCCAGAAGAGGCAGUCGAGCAAGGUUUUGGACAAGAGCAAAGCUCCGCAUGGGAAACUUUCAACAGUAACGCAUCCGACGUUGGGUCCUUAAAUCUAUGUUUAGAGAACAAGCAACGGUAUGUCGCUUCUCUGGACAGCAGAAUUAAUGUUACACCUACAGAGUCGAUCACCGGCUGCAACGCUGAUAGUUCAGUACCUUUCCCGGCUAUUGAGCGUGCGUCUGCGGGGGGCUCGUCGUCCUCGAAAAGUGCAAGACUUGCACGCUUUACCGGUGGCGGCACGGCCUCCGCUGAUUUCUCCAUAUACAAAGUACGAAGAAGUGAUACAACACAUGGAGGAGCUGGCUUUCAAGAACAAGACGAGGAGCCAGAUAGCAAUGGUACUCCACUUCAGCCAAAAAGGUCAACACCAUCUUCAUUCCCACCACAAGCACCAUCGCAUCAGAUGAAGGAGAAGAAUGACUUCGUGUCGGACGAAUAUGCAAGCAAAGGGCUAGAUCACGAACUUCAAACCGUUGGAAAAAGACGGCUCAGCAACAGCUCUACCCUUCUUAUGACGUUUGAUCCUUUCGCUUUCGUGCCGUCAUUUUUACAAAUCGAGCUAAAGCACUCGUCUUGCUUUAUUUAUUUACAAGUUGUAGUAGUAGUUCACUUUCACAGAUUCCGUUGGCACUGAUAAGCCUACUUAGAAUGAUUAACGACGAGCAUUGACUUUUGCAGCUCUAGAUGAAGCGGAACUUCCUUGUAGGACAAGCAUCAAUACUCGGAAAGUACAGCUCCUUGCUGGGUCGUUUAUCAUGUUCUAACGCUCUUGGCUUCACUGCGCCGCAGGGAGAAGGUGAACCCCCGUCAAUAUCGACCACAGGAGGCGCUGUUGCAGAUUCUGCUGUUGAGGGAAGGGCUGGCUCGCUCGAGGGAAAAUUCAGUCAGGGGAAUAUGGGCGUCGGCGUUUCCUUUGGCCCAGCGGUAGCAAGUGACAUGAAAGACAUGAAGGCCGACAAUGUACCUCGCCUCGCCUCCGGAGGUGGUGUAAGUGCAGGUAGUGGCACAACAGGAACAGGGAAGGUGGACGCGGAAGCAGAGUCUCCCAGUACCAGUCCGAGGAAAUCUGGACGCUUUAGUAGGCGGCUGUCGCAAGUGAUGCAGCCGCCGCCAGUCUUUCAAGACGACAGCACUACAGAGAAGCACCACUCGGAGGAAUCCGCGGCUGCCGCAUUCUUCAUAAGAAGCAGGCCUCUGGAAGACAUCGCAGAGAUUCCGACGGACCAACCCCAGCCUCCGAUGCGAAAUAGCGUUACAAAUGCGAUUGGAGAAGGUGGCUUUUCACCUCAAGUCGUGGCAGACAAGAUGGUGUCCCGCGCCACCUUUCGUCGGGGUUCGCGCUUCUUUGCUCGCGCAGCAACGGCUGACAUCGGGAGCCUUAGUCUCUUUCGUCGCUCAACCAGCGGUCGACGCAUGUCAGCGAUACGCGGCGCACCUGUCGCGGCUGGAUCACCGGUCGGUGUGCGCCGUCGGAGCUCCAUCGAGGACCUGCAUAAAGAGUCCAAGCCCAGUUUACUGGAGAGCGCCAGUGUCAACCGGCGGCAGCAAAGGCGUACUUGGAAAGAGCGAGAGAAAACCUUGUUCGAAGAAGCACUCAAAAAGCAUGUAAAGACGGUAAAAAAUAGUGUUUCGAUGGUUAAGAAUUACAAGAAACAAGGAGGACUGUUUGGCGGUAUCAAUGCUGCCGGAGUAGCAGCUGCGGGAUCAGGUGGAGGGUCAUCUGGUCCACUAGGAAGUGCUAUGUUGGAGGGGCCAUUUUUGCCAGCAGGUAUCGGACUAAAUGCGAGUGAUGGAGGGAUGGCGUCCAUGCCUCUGGGCAUACAGUUUGCAAGAAAUAGUUCGACAAAUGUGAUGCGACGCGGUUCCGUCCUCGGAGCAUCGGCAGUGCCUCUCUCGUCUUCACUUAUGGCACAUCAGCUGGGUACAGUUAGUUGUACGUGCAUGUCAGUUCUUCUCUCUUUCGAGUUUAAUAGAGGUCAAUGUAGAUCUUAAGCCUAACAGGACCAAAAUGAAAAUCGGAACUGCAACAACCAUGACAUGUUAUCUCAAAAGGUUCAUCUAACUCACGUCGUGGUAGUGUGAGUGUCGGCGCGUUUCCUGUGAUUGGUAGCCCAGUGAGGUCGUCACAGGGUAUGCUACAGCGGUCUGCGACGUUCGCGUCCGCAUCGGGAAUUAUGCAGCGAGCAGCACUAGAACUAGAAUAUUUCCGGUUCGAAGGAAACUCGUUGAUUCCUAUACCCAGAGCCAGCAAGCAAGACCAUGAUCCGGAUUCAGACCGAGCAGGGGCGUCGGUAGGGCUUUCAUCUAGUCAUUUUGGAGAGACCGGCCCGAGGCAGCGAAUCCUCGAGGAGGAGAAUCACGCUGGAGGUCCAAAAACCGAAAACGGCGCGGCAGCGGGAGGAUCAGCUACUGGCAGCCCGAAUUCUCUUCCAAGGACGGGAGGAAACACCUCAAGAGAUCACGAUACUGACGCGUUUGGUGGAGGAGAGUUAUCAACGGGACGUGCUAGCUUAUCGCGGAUUGAAGAGGAGGUGGGAAAGGUCGUAAGCAAUAUGACAUUCUUCGAAAAUGAUGAGCUCCUUCAUGAUGAGGAGGCGCAGAGGCAGGAUGAGGCUCCACCCAACGAGAAACAAAAUCCGAUUCAGGAAAGACAAACAUCUCACAUGGAUAACAUGGACAACAAGGACAAGGCUUCCAGGUCAUUUAUUCAUGUAGCGGCAACCCCAGGCCCAGACCGUCAUCACCAACAAGAUGCCGGCGAAAAAACACCUUUGUUUACACCAAUGCAAGAGCCUGGCAGUGGUGAUAAGAAUUUUGUUGGCACCGAGUCACCCGGCACCAGUCGCGGAGGUUCCUUAGCAAAUACAACACCAACAUCAUCGCAGCUCUGCUCCCCGAUUACUCCUCUACCGUCUGCAGCUAAAGACCAAGAAGGCAACGCUGUAAAAGAACGUAAAAGUGGAGAAGGCAGCUCCGGAUCCAUUACAGGGCCUGGAGUGUCUCGUGAGCGCCGCCAAAGUUCAAUUCGACGAACGUCCCUUGUGCGGGAUGUGACUGGGCGAAUCAGUCUCAUCUCGGCCGCAGACCUCAAACGCAUGACGGAUAUGACCCCGCUGGGUGCGGUCCGACGGGCUUCCGCUACCGCAGCGGCGCAGGAGAGGGAUCGGGAACGAAAGAGCGAGAAAGUUGAUGCUGCUAUGAAAAGAAAUGAAGUGAAUCCAUCUCAAUCUGUAGUUCGACUAGGUUCUGGUUCUUGGUGAUAGUCGUUUUCUAGUUUACUGUUGAGCUGCAUUCUCGAACUCCAUUCCCCCCCGUCCUGCAUCUAUUAAGCAAUUCAUUGCAGAAAGUGUAUGUAUGCAUAGGCCAUAGGGGUCCUCACUCAAUAGAAGCGACGUUCAUUCCUAAGCAACAGCGACGCUCGUCAACUGGCACUGCGAGUGUAAGGAUAGAUCCGGCUGUGAUAAGACGAGAGGAAGCAAGCGCCGAGACCGACCAACCGGAGGAUAGACCUAGCUGGCCGAAAAGGGAUCACGAUAAAGCAAGACGGCUUUCCCAGGACGAAGCAUUCACGAUGCGACAUAAGAAGGAACCUCCUGGAUCGGGUUCAUCAAGAGACCCAGGCGUUGGUGCAGAUUCUUCAUCUUCAGCGCCGAAAACGUUGAUAAUUUCCGGAGGGGGUGCUACUUCUUCUGAAGGAAGCAAAGUAGAACAACACGAGUCGGGGAAAUGCAAUUCCUUCGAUUCGUCAGAAUCCGAUGACUCAGACGAUGGUAUUAGUAGGAAACAAGGCAAGACAAACGAAAAGUCGUGGUCCACAUCAGAACAGCAUAACGAUCCCUCACGCAGCAAGCAUGCAGCGAUCCUGAGUGACCGUGAAAUCGCCCUUGUUUUCUUACGUACACUUUACGCGUCCGCCUGUUCGCGUGCAGGGUUGAUCGACGUUGGCGCAGACUCCAUUUCCAGUCGUAUUUUGCAACACCAGGCGAAUCUUUCCACUUCUCUUGCCGGGAAAAUUCAGAGAUCCGAGGAACCACUGAGGCAGAUAAACGUUUCGGCGCCGCCACCGCGUCGCAGUAGUCUCAAAUCUUCGACACCCGCAAAGUCGAGAAGUAGCGGCGUCGCGGGAGAAACUGAAACGAAAUCAGGCGAUGCUUUCUAUGAUUGGGGUCGUGCAAUUGCGAUUUUGAUUUUGACAUUGUGAUUGGCUGUAGCCAUUGCAAGUCGUAGUUGUUUCUCUUCUUGAACAUUCAAGUCUCUAACGUUCAGGCGCGACUUCAUCUUCUACUUUCAGCAAGCCUUUUCUCAGCGACGCGUCAGAUGGCAGCGCGGUUGCAUCGUUUUCAUCGGUGCGACGCAUGAGUGUUACGUUGAAAGAAGAGCCAGACAUUCUUGCUGUUCCACAGGCCGAAGAGGAUGACGCCAUGUUGUUUUUAUGGGUAGUUGUUUUUCAUCAUUUGGCCCUGGCGUAAGGUUGAGUUAUGACUAUCCCGAGUGGAUUCGGACUUCCUUCUGCUCUAAAGCAAAGGGGAACAACACUCAAGAAACCACCUAGAGUCGAAUGAAGUGUUCAGCGGAUGAAAAACCUCUACCUCCAAUUUUCGAUAAGCGAGCGACUGGGCAGGACUAUAACACAAGCACUAUUGCGGGUUUUAGUCGUCAGUUGAAAUCAGCUUUGAAAACGACAUCGAUUGGCGGCAGUCGGGUCACGACAGCACGUCUCCAGGAAACACGUGAGGAAAGCGACUCAUCGGAUCUAGAUGGAAGUGAUGGGCCAAGGGGAGGAAAAAAAUUAUGCAAGAUCAUCAAAAAUAGAGGUACUGCUACUAGUACGUACUAAUAGUUGAUGGACUAAGUUUAAGUAGGUACCUAGUAGUAGCAAAAGAUACCAAGCGCAAGUAUCUAAAUCGAAUGACUUUAAGCACGACCGCUCCUUCGAAGUCUAAAAGUUGGGAAUAAAGCAGCACCGAAGUCAGUGUCAGGCCAUUUGCGAGCACGUCUACAACGUGCGGUAGCAGAACGAGCGGCAGAGGAGUUGCCAUCCCCCGAUAUGCGGACUGACCGAAAAACUACUUUUUUCGGCAGAAAAUCUACUGAACGUGGAGUCAAUUUAUGAACGGGGAGUACGAUGGUAUAUGCGUCGAGAGGCACGCGUGCUACGUAAACAACUGCUCGCCAUUUCCACAAGCAAAUACUGUUCUUAGGUGAUAGAUACCAGCAAUCAAAAUUUUCAUGAUCCAGAUGCCCCUCGCGUUCUCUGCAGCAUCAGCAUCGAAAUCGAUUAUAGCUGUUUCUUCUCAAUGCAACUUCUUACCUCUUUCUACGUAGAACUUUUUUAGCUUCUUCCUUCUAUCGACGUCUUUCUUCAUUUCAUCCACGCGAUCUUGGUGAGAUGUUCCAUAUACGGUAUUUCACGUUCUGCAUGCAUUUUCCAGAGUCCAAGUUGCUCAUUGACAAGUUGGCAUGGCACCAGGAGAAGCUAGGAAAGAUGAUCACCGAAGAAAAGAUAGAGUUUAUCUUCGAGGAGGUCCAGGGUGCGCUCACAGGACUCUUGCUGGGAUACGUUACAGGUAAGAGAGGAGUGUACCUGAUCUUAAAUAGGUACUACGGAUAAACUUGAUUACGAAAACCUGCUUUUCACCAGUUUAUUCUUGUCGGGUCUUGCAAUCGCAGAAAGUAAGUACUCAUUUAUCAAUAUUUGGAAACUCAUGAAAACUUCCUUCAUGGGAAUUGAUCUGACAAUUGCUCAAAUAAACUCCUUCAGAUGCGCUCGAAGCGACGCAGAAAAAGGCACAGAUGGAAACAGUUCGUGCAGACCGCGUCAUGGACUUCCUUGGGGAGGUGGGUCUAGCGCCUCUUGUGGAAGAAGAGGAGAAGAUACUCAAAGACACGCUGAUGAAGUACCUACUUAUUUUUACCUAGGAUGUCGACGCUUCACAUAGACAUAUCAGUGAAAACUCAUUUGCUUUCCUCAAUAUCUUGCUUCCAAUGCAGGAAUUCCAGAAAUGGUUGUACACUGUAGGUACCUUCGCAGUCUCCACCCGAAGCCAAACAAGAGAAGCGACGGCAUAGAGCGUCGUGCCAACUGGGAGGCGCUGCGAAAAAUCCAACUGUCUGCGAUGGAUGUGGUUAACCUGGUGAAUCAAACCUUGGAAAAUUUUCAGGCAGUUUAUGAUGACCAGAAGACCAAGCUCAUCGACGAUUUUGCUCUAGAUACGGAUGUGCUCCCGCAAUUCUCGAUCGCAGCAGGAGUGGGACACCAUGUACUUCACUUGAGUUGCUGUUCGCUAUCCUACGCCUGCUAUCAUACUUUUUCUAUACGAAGCUAGGCCUAGGCGCUCCUGCAACAAGUGUGUUUGAUGGAGUCCACAUUUAAGCUCAAGCAAGUAGUCCCGCUAUGUAUUCUCUUUGUUUCUCGAUGUUCGGAAGUCAUUGGAGAACCAUGACAAGUGUCAGGCGGAGCGCCUUGUCAGUGUCAAGAGGAGCGCCGUGACAAGUGUCGGGGCGAGAGUCCUGACAAGUUUCAAGCGGAGGGUCUUGGCAAGUGUCGGGGCGAGAGUCCUGGCAAGCGUCAAGCGGAGGGCCUCGGUGGGUGUCGGGGCGAGGGUCCUGACAAGUAUCGAGCAGAGGGUCUUGGCGAGAGUCCUGACAAGUGUCAAGAGAAACGCCGUAACAAGUGUCGGGGCGAGAGUCCUGACAAUUGUCAAGCGGAUGGCAUUGGCAGGUGCCGGGCUGAGGGUCUAAAUAUGUGUCAAGCGCAGGGUCUUGGCAAGUGUCGGGGCGAGGGCCUUGACAAGUUUCCAUGGCGCUCCCCCUGGCACUUUUCGCGAGGAGAGCCCCGAAAAGUAUCAGGGCGAGAGCUUUGCCCAGACAAGUUCCACGGAGAGAGCAUUGACAGGCAUCAGGGUGGGAGUAUUGCCAAGACAAGUGGCACGGUGAGAGUCGUGACAAGUGUCAAGGCGAGAGUCGUGCCCAGGUGAGAGUCGUGGCCAGGGUUAGACCCAGUUUCGGACAGUGUGCACCGCGAAGAGAGUCCUGACAAGCGUUAUGUUUAAGGAGAGUCGCCUUCUUGGCAAGUGUCUAGUCGGCCAAGCGUCUCGAUGAGAGUCUAGUAAGCGGAGGGCCUACCAGGUGUCUGUCAAGGUAGCGGGGCUCUUGCAGUUUCUUGACAAGGGUUAUCGGGACCAGAGUCAGAGUCUUGGUUGACGGGUGUCACUUGCCAGGGCGCUCCCCCCUCUGCUUCUCCUGAAACUAGACAGCACUUUUCAUGACUCACCUCGUGGCACUUGUCAGCUUCCCCCUGACACUUGUUCUAUCUUGUCAGGGCUCUCCCUUCGACAUUUGUCAAAGCUAUCCAAUGAGUCGAGCUGGACACUUUUGGGCCUCUCCAUAGUGCCACGUGUCUGGGCUCCUUUUCUGAUGACAGAAGUAUUUGCUUGACUUUCCCUUUUCGCUUUGCAUGGAUGCCACUCUGUACUUCAGAUCGAAGACGAAACGCAUAUGAUGCGUGAUUUGCUGGAACUUUACAAGGGAUUUUGCCACAUGGAUACACGCAAGUGCGGAGUUCUCUCCGGCAACCAGUUGAAUCAGCUAAGUCGAACCAUCUUCCGCGAAAAUCGUGCAGCAAAACAGAAAUAUCUACACAAUGUCACGCAGGUAUCACUUCUGUCAGCGUGUAUUGCCACAGAAGACCACUGUACGUAGAUGUAAUUCUUCUUGUACUUUUUGUCAAAAGACUACCCUAGGCAUAGUAUGCCUAGGGUAGUCUUUUGACAAUUAUAUGUAGACUGGUACCGCACGUACAGAUAAGGUCUUGAACUUUCUGUCUCGACCUGUGCAAAAGCCACAAUAGCCUUAAAAUUCUUCCCACCUCCGCCUCCGUUCCCCUCGCAGCCACGACGUACACGCCACUCAGGUGAACUUCUGCGACUUUUUACGGUUGGUUCACAAAAGACGUUUGGAUGACUUAGAUGCGAUGAAAAAUGAACUCUGGAAAAUGACUCCACGAAGUUCAGGGCAUUCGUAUCAUGACCAAUACCACGGCGCACCCGACGAUGACCUCUUUCGGAAGCCUGGCCGCCAAACGUUGGAUGUCACUGCCAUUGAAAACUAUAAUCGCGAGCAUUCGCACACGCUCUCGCAGCCUGAUGUUUGCAAGAUGUUGAGUACUUUUGUUUGGCUUUUCUUAUUUUUCUGUUGGUGGUGUUGGCGUUGGACAAUGCUACUUGUAACUUUGAUUCUACUGUAUGGGUAUGCUGGGUACUGAGCCUGAGUAGAUUUUCAGGAGUCCGUCGAAAAAUACGAAGAGGCAGACAACGUCUGGAUGGCCAAGCCGGCUUUUAUCUAUUUUGCUUCCGACGCUAACGCGUAGCAUGUUAUCGAUUCUUAUUCAAGAUGAAAAUAUAAUCAUCAGCCCGGCUCGAGAUUUUUCCAAAAUCGGUGGCAGAGCAGCUUGAAAUCAAGGAGAUUCUGGAGCUGGUGUUUCCAACUGCUGACGACGUGCUAUCCUUCGACGAGUUUCAGUACCUGUGUAAAAAGAUUCAAAACCUGCUGUGCUUCAAGUACGCUGAAAGCGAGCUACGUUUCGUGCAGAAAUUUUUCGCUCCAAGACAGGUCUCUUCUUUUCGCAAGUCGUUUGAGCGACUGGCGGAUCCCGGUUCGGAACGCGUAGAGCUAAGCCAAGUACGCAAUUAUCUGCUUGUGACCUACAGACUCACAGUAGAGGUGCGAGAGCUGUGGAGAUUUCUCGAGGAGCAAGUCCUCAUGGUCAACGAGCGUGGGGUACCAGGACACGAAAUGCUCAAUAUUAAGGCUUGAACCAAAUGCAUUUCCAUUUAUCCAAAUUUUUUUUUCGUCUAGAAGUACUUAGAACGUAUAAGUACGUUGUUUGUGUUGCCGAUUAGAUCCCAUUGUCGAAGGUCAGCUGCCGAACUACUGGCUCAAGUCAAACUUAUAGAUACUUGUCACGGGAAGUACAAGUAGUUUCACCUCAAUUUCUAAAAUGAACGUUACAGCGCGACGCAUGUCAAUGAUGAGUGGGACCAGUGCUGCCCUUGCCACCAUAGGGCGUGGAGUUGCGCCUCAGGGAGAUCAGAAUGCGGGUUACGCACCUCAGCAGGAGCAAGAAAAUGGUUCAUCCGGAGUAUCUGGAGCUGCUGGAGGAGGCAAUACAAGUGGGCAUGUAGUUAAGGCUUCUAAAAAUCCGUCUUGGUCUUGACAAGAAGUACUAUCAAUCUCCUUGACGAGAUUGUCUGUUUGAAAGAGGAGAAAAAAAGAUUCAGCGGUCAGAAAAUGCAUUUCACAUCAAGAUGGUAAAUUGCUAGAAGUUGUACUAGAAUUUCGACGCGAGUCCGUCUAACUCUAACAAUGGCGAUAUUACUGCAAACAUAAUUGCUAGCCUAGACGCGGGGUUGUCGGCACAAGUGGCUGGUGAUGAGUCCAGCUUCAAGACAUCUGCAGGCCCGAAAUCGGCGACCUUUUCGGGUAAUAUACCAGAUCUUCAUAGUAGUGCCAUGAUGAAUAGUGUGGGAGCGAGUAAUGUUGGCAUCAGAGACCACGAUGUCGGCCCUUCAACAGCAGGUUACGUCGGCCCUAGUACAACACUGAACAGCGAUCAUCGAAUCGGGGAAAAGGCCCAGCUCAGCAGGCACAACCAGAGUAUUCACGAUGCCACCACUUUGUCUAUUCCAUUAGGGAGCGCAACUGGCGUGCACUUUCAAACCAGUGGAACCGACCACAACUCGGAGCGACAGGGAGACCCGUCAUCGCACCAUCAUGAGGGAAAUAGUGCUAGCGGAAUCAAUACAACCGCAGCUGGCGCGGGAACGAACAACGGGAUCAGCAACAUAAGUUCAGGGACUUCUACGUCAGCUACAGGAACUGCCCAUCAUAUUUCAAGCAACUCAUCUACGAAUCCAAAUGCAACUGUGACACCUAGUGGCGCAGUAGGCGCAGGUGUGCAUGGCAAUCCAAAUAUUGCAAGUAGAGAUCACACAAUAGCAAUACGCGCACAGAGAAGGCAAACACUCCGAACAGAGCGCCGGAUGGAAGUCAAUCCAUUAGCAGUGGAAUAUGGUGGUAGUGGAAAGUUCAUCUUUACGGCCACUACAACUACAUGUAGAUGUAGUAAAUCAGGACCGGUACUACUUGAAAUUGAAUUUCUUCUAUUUCUACCACUCAUCUACAUCUUUGUCUCCGCAAUGUUACAAAAGACGGUACGAGGCACAUGUUGAUGUUUGUUAGAGUAUCCGAGCAGAAAGUACUUGUGCUCGGGCAAUACCUCGACGAUAUUUUAUCUUUCUGUUUUUUGUAGCCGUAGAAGUAGAGGUUGUGCUUGGUCAUGUUCUAAGAUACCCAACGGCUUCGGCAGCGGAACUGGGGGUCAGCAGCAGCUCUCACUUGCGUGGUUACAGGAGUUUGGGCUGUCAUUCGACCAGUUCAUUGUCGUCCUCCACUGGGCCCUGUCAUCCAAGAAGCCACCGAAGAAGCAGAAAGCGGCGACUUCGCAGGCAACGUCGGGUGCUGCUAAUAAUACUAUUACUAAUAAUAUUGUAAUUGUUAAUAAUGAUACCUCCGGUUUGGCGUCUGCCGGAGGAGGAGGACUUCAGCCAGGGCAACGAGGUGGCCAAGCGGCUACGGGCUCGCCUAAUAUGAAUAGCCAUGGCGCUGCAAGCGGAGGUGGGUUGGGUAGUGGGAAUGCCGCGACAUAAUCAGGGGAGUGGUCGCGUUAGGUUGUGAGAAUGGGACUGAGUUCGGUCGUAAGUAAGGAAAGGACUUUCCAAUUACGAAGAAAAGGAUGACGAGCGGCAGUCAUCAGAUAGUCACAGUCACAGAAAUGAUGCGCUCUUUGUCUUUGCCGUUGACAGUCUUGAUGCUACAUUGGCGAUACAAUAACAAGGAAGAUUGAGAAGUCACGACAUAUGGAUAAUCGGCAGGAUUGAGUCACAUAACACGAUGAUAUAUACCGCAAUUUGGAUGAUAUUUUUCGAGUGUACUGUCCCUUUAGUCAAUUUGAAUGUCAUGACGUUUAUGCAUAGAUAGUGAUGUUAAGGUUACUAAGAAAAACGGUAAAUUCAUAUCACCAUAAGAUGCACAGAUAUGAAGGAGCCUUGUUCUUCAUUUUCAUCUUCUCCACAAUGAAAUAUGUUAAUGUAAUCAAUGUUUAUACAGCUUAUUUAGAAAGUUAGAUAUCAAAAAUAUCGCGCGAGUAAUUCACCCUACUACGGUACAAAAUAUAGUAUUUCCUAUAUUUUGCUGUGAGCUUUGACUUUCUCUUAUACACCAAAGAUGGCGGUUCUUCGACCUAAGUUUUGAUCUAAGUCAAUCUCCGUGCAUGGGUGGCGAUGCAGUCGCAGUCAGUUAGAUAUUAUAUGAAAAGACAAGUAUUAUAUAUAGGAUACAUGUAGAGGUAGAUCUAGAUGUACUACCUAAGAAGUACAUAGAACAAGCAAAGAAUACAUGGGCUUUUUGUUGUGCAUCUAUGGUUCUGCAAGUAAUUUGAAGGUAACCCAGACCUCCGAUGAAAAGUGAAAAAAUCACUCUACUUACGUCCAUACUCAGCAGUCUGAUUACGAUUCUGGUAGGAUAAUUUUGCACAGACUCUUUUUCUUUUGGCACUAGCAAUUUUUGCAGCGGUACAAACAAUCUAGUAGAGGCAGGAAUUUCUACUUUGCGGGAGAUGAAUACUAGUACUGACGUAGCGGCUUAUGCGGACAAGUUCACGUCAUGCUCAUGUGAAGAUGAUUUGAUAAAAUUUGAGCGGUGGUAUGAUACUAUGCUAUGUAUCACGGACCGGUACGUUGUAGCGAUCUGUCUUUUCAUGCCGUCUCGCAAGCGAAGGGAGAUUUCAGUUCGUGCUUUUCGGACAGCAAACACAUUCAGCUUCGAAAAUU
Molecule: messenger RNA, 14363 nt
Organism: Amoebophrya sp. A25
Lineage: Eukaryota; Dinophyceae; Syndiniales; Amoebophryaceae
Source: the annotation of a GenBank genome assembly